GUGACUUCAAUGCGGUUCCCUUGAUUGCCGGCUAUACAAAUAAUGAGCAAGUUUUGGCGUACAUGGAGGCUACCGAUGAUCAAAAAACAGAAGGUGAACUCUCUCCAGAAAAUUUUGAAAUGAUGAUCACAGACGAGUUCUCAUCAGUAAUCCGAAAUCCGAAUGAAAACAGUACGUGCGAGUUAAAGCCCGAAAUGGUGACAAACGCAGUAUUGUUCUUCUAUAAGCCAUACCCACCUACGAUAAAUACAACAGUGUUUCGUGAUAGAUACCUAAAUUUUCAAACGGAGAAGAAUUUUGCAGCUGGUCUUACACUGUUGGCUGGUAAAGUGGCAAGACAUAAAUCGAAGAAAGCUUUCGUUUACCGAUUCGAUUACCGUCCCAAGACGCAAUCGGUCAUGAAAGACGUGCCGGAAUGGGCAGGCGUACCGCACAUGUUCGAGCUUCCAUUUGUCUGGGGUUUAACACAUCUGACAGGCAGUAACAUAACGCAGUGGCAAUACAACGACAAGAAACAGUCGGAGAUAAUAAUGUUAAUGCUGACAAUAUUUGCCAAAAGCGGCAAUCCUUCUAUAACAUCGUACAAGUGGGAGCCCUUCACACAAGAAAAUCCAAGAAUAUUGAUUAUCGAUAAGAAUAUUGAAAUGGAUAAGCCAAACAUGGUAGAUUAUAAAGCACUCGCGUUUUGGAAUGAUUAUUAUCCGCUAGUCGUAGAAGAUGCAACAAAUAUUUGUUGUAAUGUCACAAACACGGCAACAACAUGGAAAAUAUUUUUUCAUAACAUGUGUUUCAACGGUGUGAUAGUUAUUGCGACAUUGUAUCGCUUGUGUUUAUAACUAAUGAUCACUGUGUA
This is a messenger RNA of Pseudomyrmex gracilis, 853 nucleotides long. Its product is annotated as acetylcholinesterase-like. The transcript has a single exon. The record is from RefSeq and is a predicted model, not a curated record. Gene Ontology annotation, biological process: neuron cell-cell adhesion; postsynaptic membrane assembly; modulation of chemical synaptic transmission. Gene Ontology annotation, cellular component: postsynaptic membrane; synapse; cell surface. The annotation marks the transcript as partial. Gene Ontology annotation, molecular function: signaling receptor activity; neurexin family protein binding. Lineage: Eukaryota; Metazoa; Arthropoda; Insecta; Hymenoptera; Formicidae.